Molecule: messenger RNA, 897 nt
Organism: Micromonas pusilla CCMP1545
Lineage: Eukaryota; Viridiplantae; Chlorophyta; Mamiellophyceae; Mamiellales; Mamiellaceae
Exons: 2
Coding region: 1-897 (298 amino acids)
Molecular function (GO): tRNA binding
Source: RefSeq, a predicted model, not a curated record
AUGGCCGCCGUGCUGGACGAGUGCGUCAACAAAGUCGAGUCCUUGAUCCUCGAGGUCGCCAAGGACAUGAACGCCGCGGACAUCCCGAAGAUGCGCGUGGACCCGGACGAUCCUUGGGCGGACAUCUGGGCGCCGCCGCCGCACGUGUACAAGGAACGUUGCGCCGACACGGGGUACCUCAUGACGAAGCCGUUCGAGCGGAACAACCCGAUGCCGGGGAAGUUCGAUCAGACGUGCGAAUACAUCGUGAAGCUGCUCAAGCCCGUGAUCAAGCCGAAGAGCGGCGGCAAGGAAGCCGGCGGCGGCGGUUCGAUCCCCGGCGGCGGCGCGAAGAAGGAGAAGAAGGAGAAGAAGGAGAAGCAACCGCAGCCGCCGCAGUCGGACGAGGACCCGUUCGUGAAGGCGAAGCUCGUCGUCGCCAAGGUGGUGGACGUCGCGCACGUGGAGAACAGCGACAAGCUGUACCUGUGCAAGGUGCAGAUUGGACCCGGGGAGGAGGACGUCAAGCAGGUCGUCACCGGGUUGCGCAAGUACGUCCCGGAGGAGGAGCUGAGAGGUCGCAAGGUGUUGUGCAUCUUGAACCUGAAAGUCGCGAAGCUCGCGGGGCAGACGUCGGAGGCGAUGAUCCUAGCCACGGAGGCGACGAUCGGCGAGGAGCUCUCGGUGAAGCUCGUCAACGUUCCGGACGGCGCCGACGUCGGCGACGCCGUCGGCGCGGAGGGCAUCGAGCCCGCGGCGACGUACCCGAAGGAGUGCAAGAGCAAAUUCUGGGACGCGGUGAAGACGAAGCUGACGGUCCGGGGGGGGAAGGCGACGUACGACGGGAAGAUCGUCGGGUGCGCCGCGGGGGCGUGCUUCGCGGACGCGUCCGUGCCGGACGGGUCCUUCAUCAAGUAG